Molecule: messenger RNA, 1424 nt
Organism: Quercus robur (English oak)
Lineage: Eukaryota; Viridiplantae; Streptophyta; Magnoliopsida; Fagales; Fagaceae
Exons: 3
Coding region: 565-1212 (215 amino acids)
Source: RefSeq, a predicted model, not a curated record
ACUUUACUUCUCGAGCACCUAAGAUACUCAGUAGAGAUGACCCAAGCACACCUUUCUUAUUCUCGACCAUCACUAAUGCCGAGAUGGGCAAUCAUCAUCAAUGCAAAAGUAGUGGGAAUGUUAGUAGAGGUGAAAGCAGAAAUGAGGAAGAGGCCGACGCUAGUGAUGGGGUGGUCUGAUCAAUGGCUGAUGAUAACCUGGGAACUGUUCACCACGGGGAGUAUGGAGAAGCUGAUCGUCACAGUGAGGCCGAUACUGGUGGUGAGUUGUCUAUUAGUCUCUAACUCGAUAUGGGGGAUGAAGAUGCAGGAGCUUCAACCCAGCUUCACCACGGUGAGGGGAAAGUGACAGAUUAUUGCGGCAGAGAGCCCUAAGAAGAAAGAAUGGAAUUUGAAAAGGAAGGUGGAGCUACUGCCUUUCCAUGAUAAGUGCUUUACAACUAUCCACUCCUUAAUAAUGAAUAUUAUAAUUUGAAAUAGUAGGGGCGUACUGAAGCCCAAUUUUCAGGAGUAUGUCAGAGAGUUGGCUACAAAUCACAAUCUAGCCAUCUUGAUCUUAGUGAUUAUGGAGACUAGAUUGGGUGGAGAAAGAGCCAAGGGAAUUAUAAAUAGACUUCUGUUUGAUGGCGCCAUUCACAGUGAAACAAUCAGAUAUGCUGGAGGCUUAUGGCUGCUUUGGAAUUCUUACCUCGUGGAGGUGGUGCAGUUAGCUAAUACGAAGCAGGAAAUCCAUGUGAAAGUGAAGGAUUGCAACCCAAAGAUAUUUGACUUUUCGACCAUGAGUGGAGGUAUUCUUGGUAAGCUGACUCGCCUCAAAGAGAAAUUGUUGAGUGUUGGCUAUGAUAAUCAAGUAGAAUCCUUUCCCUUAGGUGGACCAGAGGAAGGUGGAUUUGAGGUAACCUACCACGAUGUCUUCUCUUAUGGCGUUGUUUUCCUGGGGCUAAUAACUAAAAGAAUUGUGGACAAGGAAGAUACUCUGAAGACUUUGGUUUACCCUUGGGCCUGGAAGCAGUAUAGGCCUAAUCGUUAUCUUGUGCAUGAAAGCCUUGUUGAAGGCCCUGGCUUUUAUGCUUCUGAUGGAAUAAUGAUAACUGAGCUUGCCAUGUGCUGCAUUCAAAUGGAACUUGAUAAGCGUCCUUUCAUGAAGGAUGUUGUCAAGUGUCUAGAGGGUUUACAAGCUGUUCAACUUUAUGGCAAUGUAGUUGGAAUGUGAAAUGUGGGGGAGAUCGACUUGCUUGUAAGUUGAGGCUAGGCUUUGGGUUAGAGUAUACUUGUCCUCUACCAAGGUAAAGGAUACUUGUCCUGUAAUCAAAGUGUAAAUUUGGGAUUUUACUAUGCUUUAACAGAUAUAAACUGGGCUGAGAUUAUGUAUACACCAUGAAAGGAAAAUGUUUCUUUUGAAAACUGAAUUUUGAAGAAUUCCCA